AUGUCCGACAACAAGUGUACGUUCAAUCUGAAUGAGAAUGACCCGACUGUGAUGACCUACGCGCCACCCGACCCACUAAGUGCUGGCGCUCAUGUGAAGGAUUUGCCCGGCUAUCUGAAGCUCUACGACCGCUCGGUUCGCGACCAAGACUUUUGGCUGGGCAUUGCGCGUGAAUUGCACUUUGAGGAGUUCUCCGGAAACGGCCUGGAGUUCAACUUUGACAUCCGAAAAGGCCCCAUUUACACCAAGUUUUUGGCCGGCUCCAAGACCAAUUUGGCCUACAAUUGCCUGGAACGGAUCAUUCAGUCCGGAAGAGGCCAGAAGAUUGCCUAUCGAUGGGAAGGUAAGAGGCUAUCGCCAUUUUUUUAAAAUUUUUUUUGCCAUUGAUAAUAUAAUUUUUGGAUUAUUUUUUUUCAAUGUUUAGGAAAUGAGCCCUCCGAUCAGACCCACAUCACCUACGAGGAAUUGCAUCGCCAAGUGAAGGCGUUCGCCGUCGCCCUCCGCGCCCGUGGCGUCCGCAAAGGAGACACGGUCGCCAUCUACCUCCCCAUGAUCCUCGAGUUGCCUGUGGCGAUGCUGGCAUGCGCCCGGAUCGGCGCCCCUCAUACCGUCGUCUUUGCCGGGUUCUCGUCCGAGUCCCUGGCCGAGCGAAUGAUCCAAGCCCGGACUCAUGUCAUCAUCACGGCCGACGCCUUCGGAAGGGGCGGAGCCAAGGUGGUACCCCUCAAGAAUAUGGCCGAUGUGGCGGUGAGUAUGUGCCGCAAACGAGGGCUGGACGUCCAUACUCAGGUAAGAGAUCGAUUUUGAUUUUUUUUUUGAUUUUUUAGACAAAAAAUUUGGAAUUUAAAAAGAAUAAUAAAAGAUACAGUGUUGAUCCAGUGGCAAAAAACGUACCGUUUUGCAUGCGGGAAGCAUCAAAAAUGUGGCAAAAUCCCUCCCUCUCCAAGUAAAAAACACCGUUUUGAAGGGCGAUCACAUAAAAGAACCAGGCGGGCUUUUUAAAAUUGGAGUUUUUUCACUUGGAGAGGGAGGUAUUUUGCCACAUUUUUGAUGCUUCCCGGAUGCAAAAUGGUUUGUUUUUGCCCCUGGAUCAGGUCCCCCCACUGUAAAUAAACUCAUAUGAAAGCCUAAUAUUAUGUUUGCAGGUGGUUGUGGAGCACAUCCACCGAGUCAAAACGCCCGGCAACCAGCCCGCCCCCAAGGUCGACUACCACCCCAUCGACCUGAAAUACGCCCAACUCCUCGCCCAAUACGAGGACGCCGACUCGCCGGUGGAGUGGGUGGACGCCGAGGAGCCCCUCUUCAUCCUGUACACCUCCGGCUCCACCGGCACCCCCAAGGGAAUCGUCCACAGCACCGCCGGCUACAUGACCUACGCCUACGCGACCACCAAAUUCGACUUCGACGCCCAGCAAGACGACGUGUACUGGUGCACCGCGGACGGCGGAUGGAUCACCGGACACACCUACCUGGUCUACGGUCCGCUGCUGAACGGGCUGACCUCCAUCUUCUUCGAGGGAAUCCCCACUUAUCCAACGGCCGCCAGAACUUGGCAGGUCGUCGAAAAGUAUAAGGUAAGGGGUUUGUUUUGUAUGGAAUUGAAGAUUUAGGCGCUAGAAGAACUAACUAAGCCAUUUUCGCUUGAAGUUUUUUGUUUGGCUCUCGGUUUUGAUGAUAUUUUUGUAAUUUUCUUGCCUAGUGCAAUAUAAUUUUUUGACCGGAAAGUGGUGAAAAAUUAAGUCUAGGCAGUUUUGAGGGUAAUUUGAAGUCUGUACAAGACAUGAUUUAGUGAUUGUGCUUGAUUUUUUGACAAAUUUUGAGAUUUUUUGCCUAGUGUAAUAUAAUUUUUUGACCGAAAACUGGUGAAAAUUGAAGUUUCUGUGACUUUCAGAUAUUGUUGAAAGCAGUGGUAAUAUUUGUUUUUUGAAGAACACUGUUUUUGAGGGUUUUUUAUACCGCCUAGUACAAUAUAAUUUUUCAGGUGACCAAACUCUACACCUCCCCCACUGCUGUCCGCUCCCUGAUGGGUUUCCCUGACAACAUGGUAAAAGACCACGAUCGGCGCUCCUUGAAGAUAAUCGGCACCGUCGGCGAGCCCAUCAACCCGCAGGCCUGGCUCUGGCUCUACGAGUUUGUGGGCGAGCGGCGUUGCGCCAUCAUCGACACGUACUGGCAGACCGAGACCGGGGGGCACGUGAUCACCGCGAUCCCGGGCGCCGUCCCCACCAAGCCCGGCUCCGCGACCCUGCCUUUCUUCGGCGUCCAACCGGUCUUAUUGGACAAUGAUGGGUGCAUUAUUGAGGGCCCCGGGGAGGGAAACUUGGUAAGGAAGGGGGUAAUAUUAUGGGCGAUAGGCAUGAAGGGUGGGGUAGAAUUGAAAGAAGGGUAAAAUAUGUGGAUUUGAAAUGGUCCUGGACAUUGGUUUAGGCUGGGGGUGGGAUCAAAAAAAGAUUGUUGAAUUUGGAAAAUGUGGAGGGGGUUUUGAAGAAAAAAAUGGUGUAGAGUGAAGAAAAAGAGGCUGGGAAGAAAGGAGAAUAGAAAUUGGUUUAAAAUACGGUAAUGCGAGACAACUUGGGACCUUGUUUUAGAGGUCAGAUGGACGAUUUUAAAAAAAAUUUGGAAUUUAAAAAUUGUCUGGAGGGUUUUUAAAAAAAGUUGGAUUUUAGGAUGUUAAUGAGGCGACUAGGGAAUUCCAGUAGAAAUCAGGGUAAAAUACGGGUUUUUUCUGAUAUUGUUUAUAGUCCUUUUGGACUUGGUUGAUGAUGAUCAAGUUGGUCUUCAAAUUCUAAAACCUUAACCCCAAAAUUUUCAGUGUUUCCCCGCCGCAUGGCCCGGCAUCUCGCGCACCGUGCUCGGCGACCACGAGCGCUUCGAGAAGACCUACUUCAAGCCGUUCCCCGGCUAUUACUUCACCGGCGACGGGUGCCGCCGCGACUCGGACGGCUAUUAUUGGAUCACGGGCCGCGUGGACGACCUCAUGAACGUGUCGGGGCAUUUGCUGUCCACCGCCGAGAUCGAGAGCGCCAUCACCGCCCACCCGGACGUGGUGGAGUGCGCGGUGGUGGCGGCCGAACACCCGGUCAAGGGGCAUUCCCCAUACGCCUUUGUCAUCAUGAGAAAAGUGAGGAUUUGGAAGGGGAUUGGGGGGAAAUCGAGGGAGGAAUUGGUUUUUAUGGGUGUUUUAGGGGCUGGGGUUUAUUUUACGGGGGCGAUUUUGGGUAUGGCAAGGGGGGAUUGUGGAGAAAAUUGAGUGGGAAAAGUUGGUGGAAGGUUUUUGGAAAAGAAAAAAGAAGAGGUCACUGAGGUAAAAUUCUAAUAAAAAUCGGUGAUUUAGGAUGUGAAAUGGUGGUAUCUUCCAGAAAAUUUUAUUUUUAAUUUUAUUUUCACUCUUUAAUUUUUAAAAUUUUUGGAAAAAAGUUUAAAUUGGACUUGUUUUCAGGACCGAAAACUCACCGAAUCCACGGUGAACGAGCUGAAGGCGGUGGUGCGCGAGAAGAUCGGGCCCAUCGCGGUGCCGGACAAGAUCCAACUCACUCCCGGACUGCCCAAAACUCGCUCCGGCAAGGUGACGCGACGCAUUUUGAGGAAGAUUGCGGAAGGCGACGCCAACGCCGACCUCGGCGACAUGUCCACUCUGGUCGAAAGCACCGUCAUCGACGACCUCUGGAGAGGCCGCAAAGUCCCUGUGCGUACCGGCUAAGCUCGAGUUGUGGGCACAGAUUUUCCAACUUUCAAUUUGAGACGGAUUCCCCUGAUUUUCCCCCAAAAUUUUGCAGAUUUUUCUUAUUUUUUUAAAAAUUUUUUAAAUUUUUUGUAUUUUUCUUAGUUUUUUUCAAUUUGAAUUAGGUCUUGAGGAUGUAAAAAAAGAAAUUCACUGAAUUUUUCACAGUAUUUACGGAUAUUUUCCAGUAAUUUUUUGGAGUUUUCACCAUUUUUUUGGACCUUAUUUUAGACGAAAAUUUGUUGUUUUUUGUAAAAUUUUUUUCAAUUUCAUAGCAAUCCAAAUUGUAUAACCCCUCUGAAAUUGUCUCAGCAAAGAAGAAAAACUUGUAAUUCACAUUUAGUUUGUUAUUUUGUUAGAUUUUUAACCGAUUUUUUUAUUCAUUUUUGUAGAAAUAA
Bursaphelenchus xylophilus (pine wood nematode) is the source of this 4119-nucleotide messenger RNA. NCBI's taxonomy places the organism in Eukaryota, Metazoa, Nematoda, Chromadorea, Rhabditida, Aphelenchoididae. The record is from the annotation of a GenBank genome assembly.